Molecule: messenger RNA, 4345 nt
Organism: Stegostoma tigrinum
Lineage: Eukaryota; Metazoa; Chordata; Chondrichthyes; Orectolobiformes; Stegostomatidae
Gene: got1
Product: glutamic-oxaloacetic transaminase 1, soluble
Exons: 9
Coding region: 127-1377 (416 amino acids)
Biological process (GO): L-aspartate biosynthetic process
Cellular component (GO): cytosol
Molecular function (GO): L-aspartate:2-oxoglutarate transaminase activity; pyridoxal phosphate binding
Source: RefSeq, a predicted model, not a curated record
AGAGAUUGCCAGCAGGUUUGGUUGCGUGCGCUGAAGGUCAUUGGCAGCGCGAGCGGCGGCGGUUGCUUGUGGAAUUGUGCUUCUUCACUCUACAUCCCCCCAUCCGCCUCGCACAGCCUGUGCAUCAUGGCGUGCUCUUCAUCGCUCUUCGCUGCGGUACCGCUCGCGGCGCCUGUUGUCGUCUUCAAGUUAACGGCUGACUUCAAAGCAGACACGCACCCUAAGAAGGUCAACCUGGGAGUAGGGGCUUAUCGUACUGAUGAAGGUCAACCCUGGGUCUUACCUGUAGUGAAGAAGGUGGAACAGGAAAUUGCUAAUGAUAACAGUCUUAAUCAUGAAUAUGUGCCCAUACUGGGCUUUCCAGAAUUCACUAAACUUGCUUGUGAACUAAUUCUUGGAAAGGACAGCCCUGCCAUUGCGGAAGAUAGGGUGGGUGGCGUGCAGUGUUUGGGAGGGACUGGUGCUCUUCGAAUGGGUGCUGACUUUCUGCGCCUUUGGUACAAUGGACCUAACAACGCAUCCACACCUUUAUAUGUUUCUUCACCUACAUGGGCAAAUCAUAAUGGAGUGUUCGGUGCUGCAGGAUUCACUGACGUUCGCAACUAUCGUUACUGGGACCCAGCCAAGCGUGGCCUCCAUCUACAAGGGCUUCUGGAGGACAUGGAGAAUGCUCCAGAAUUUUCCAUUUUUGUACUGCAUGCAUGUGCGCACAAUCCGACUGGUACGGACCCAACGCCAGAGGAAUGGAAGAAGAUUGCUGAGGUCAUGAAGAAGAGGUCCCUUUUCCCAUUCUUUGAUGCAGCCUAUCAGGGCUUUGCAUCUGGUGACUUGGAUAAAGAUGCCUGGGCUGUUCGUUACUUUGUGAGCCAGGGGUUCGAGCUGUUCUGUGCACAGUCUUUUUCUAAGAAUUUUGGACUAUACAAUGAACGAAUUGGGAACCUGUGCAUUGUGGCCAAGGACAGUGACAAUGUGACAAGGAUUCGCUCUCAAAUGGAGAAGAUUGCCCGGACUAUUUGGUCAAAUCCGCCAGCUCACGGGGCUCUAGUUGUAAUGAGGACCCUGAGUAACCCACAGCUUUUAGCUGAAUGGAAAGGUAACGUGAAGUCUAUGGCUGACCGUGUUUUACUGAUGAGAGCACAGUUGAAAGAGAAGUUGCAGAAACUGGGAACCCCGGGCACUUGGGACCAUCUCACCCAGCAAAUUGGAAUGUUCAGCUUCACAGGACUUGAUCCUUCCCAAGUUGAUUAUAUGACAAAGAAGAAGCAUAUCUAUCUCAUGGCCAGUGGCCGCAUCAACAUGUGUGGCCUAACCUCUGGAAACUUGGACUACGUGGCAGAAUCCAUUCAUGAAGCAGUGAAGAGCAGCCAGUGCCAGUAAUCUCACUCACUUGACAUUGUGACCACUGAUGCAGCUUGCUUGUAGAUGUGAUUUUUUGUGUGUGUGUGUCUGUGUGGGUGGGGGCAGUGGAGUAUUUCUUUGGCUUUUUGGAUUCCCCUGAUUGCCUCCCUCCACCGUCCUCUGCCUGAUCUAGGAAGUUAAUUGGCAAAGUGAAGCCCUGGAAUUGGGAUAUAAUAAAAUCGUCAAGAGAUACUCAGUAUUUGAGCUUUACUUCUUGGCUCAGUAUCUUAUCUGAUUUUAUUCUUGCAGUUACACUUAUAGUUAAAAUAAAUUAUAGAUACGUUUAUGAAUGUGUGUCAAAUGAUGCCUUUGGAUUUUAACAGAAGUGAACAAUUCAUGCCUGGUCACAUCUCUUUCUUUCGUUCUUUCUUUCUUUCUUUCUUUCUGUCUGUCGUUCUUUCUUUCGUUCUUUCUUUCUUUCGUUCUUUCUUUCAUUCUUUCUUUCAUUCUUUCGUUCUUUCUUUCUUUCUUUCUUUCUUUCUUUCGUUCUUUCUUUCUUUCUUUCUUUCUCUCUCGCUCUCGCUCUCUCUCUCUCUGUCCCCCCCCCCUCUCUCCCUCUCUUUCUCUCUCUGUGUUCUUCCCCCACUUCCUUCCUGUAUGUUUACACCAUGCCUGGCUUGUUAAAAAGCCAGCUCCUGCAUCAGUUAUCUUCACGUUCUGUAUCUACAUUAUUCCUCUGUAUUUCUAUAAGUGUGUAAUAGGACACUUGGGUUUAAGUAAAUGGAGAUUUUCUGUAUAAAGGUGCAAGAGCCAUGUUGAACCAGUGGACCCUGGGUUACAGUGAUGCACCUUAAAAAUCUUAAAAAUUCUCCAUUGAGGUGAAUAGUCUGAGUUACUGAACAAUCUACAAUGUGAUCCAUUUGUGAAAAUGCAUAAUUCAGACUAAGGUUUCUAUAAUCAUGUGAAAGCACCCACAGACAAACUCUGAUGCUUGAUACAAAGCAAUAACUUGAAUCUGUAUGAAGGAACUUCCACUCUUCCCUUCCCAAAUGAUUUGAUCCAGAGCAGAAAGCCUACUGUGUGUACCUUUGGCUAAACUUUCAGUUGUUUUGAUUGGACAAGUAACUGCAAAUGUAAUACUUUGUAGAAAAACAACUGGUCACUUCAUGUCUUUGUAUAUGUAACUUUUUUUUAACCUUAAAAUCCUUCCUAAGGGCAGCUUCAUGAUCAAAAAUAACUCCUUUUCUAAGUAAACAAACUCCCUAGUAAAAGAUCCCAACAAAAUAUGAUGUUCUGAUUUCUGUUUCCAUGGUUUUGCCUUAGAAAAGAAAGGUGUUUUCUUUUUAUUAAAAGUCUAGACUUGUGAUAUUUCACAAAUGUUACCACAGGAGCAGUAUCAAGAUGGAGGAUGGGUGGGAGGAGGUAUGAUGUUCAAAGGAAACAAUGAUCAGGUAUUGAGCAGAUGUUUGAGGACAUUAGUCCAUAAUCUACUUUUUGCUAGCUGUAAAGCCGGGCUUCCAGUAUAGGCAGAGUGGCCCCAAAUGAGCCAUGACCUGCAAGGCAGCAAUGGCUAAAGCAGAGCUCUACCUUCUCACAGGGUGUCUCUCCCAUCCUGUUCCCUUUACAUCAACUUGCCCCUACAAACCCCGUCUCUCUCAGUUUUCACACAAGGGUUGCAACAAUGUUCAGGCCUCAUAAAAGGUUCAAUGAGAAAAUGUAUGGUAAGUAGUGAAUGUGGGCUAUGUACAUUAGGUUGCAUCUGAAAGACAUGAUUCUAACAAUAAUUAUUAGACAACAACUUUAUCCAAAAAGCCGUCCACUUAAAAGAAUAACAUUAGUGACAAGUAUGGAACAUCUGAUAGCAUAAAUAAUUUUCAAGAAUCAUCUGCUGAUCAAAUUAUAAGUACGCUGAAAUUGUCCAGUUGUGAGCAUUUAGAAUAAACCAAUUUUCAGUUACUGGUCCAAUCUUGGCCAAAACGAGGGCUUGGCCCAUGCAAGGAGAGCAGAACUGUUCCACCCAGAUGAGCUCUUUUGGAGAUGACUGGCUAAAGAGAUAGUCCUUACAAAUCUUUCUCCAAGUUUUCCAAUAGAAGCAAAACUCAGAAGGGGACAAAUAUUAGUAGCAAUUUCAGUUUUGUUCUCUUGUAUGGAUGAGGUGUCAGAAUUGUAGCGUACUAAUGAGACCAGGCAGAGCACUAAAUAGGCUCCAAUCUCAGCAUAGUAAUUAGUGUGGACUGAGAGACUGAUAGAGUAUCAAUCUGUACCAACAUUUUCCAUGACACUAAUUUAUAUAAUAGCAGUGAGAGUAUUAAACUAAUUGAUAACUAUCAGAUAUCCUUGUCAUUUUGCGUAUUAAUCAUACAGACUGUAGGUAAUAAUAUUUCAAGACUGGUGACUGUUGUCUGGAAUAUAAUAUUUGCUUGCAGUUUCUGGUCCUCUUCCCUAUGAUGCACUUUAAAAUCUGUAACUGUUGACUAGUAAUGAUACUGAGACUUAUUAAGCAGAAGAUAGCAGGCAGUGGUAAUACCAAAUAAGAUUUUGAUCUUAUGAUUAUUUAACAGCUAAUGAAUGUAACCAGGUUCUGGUUGACUCCAUACUAUAUUUCCAUCCAGUUGCUAUAGGGAAGACUGUUUAUCAUGUUGACUAUAAUUUCUGUGCAGUAACACCUUUCCAAUAAUGAUUAAGUUAGAAAUUAUGACCCUUUGGUUGGUGUUGAGAAGAGAAAAUUUUACGUCCUCUGUUAUUUGCUGGUGGCCACCUGAUUAAAUCUUCAGUCAGUCAUUUAAUUGAUUUUUGGCAUUUGGUGAUUAACUGAAUUGCUGUAAAUCAAAAAGAAGUGCUUUAGUGAUUCAGUUCCAUUAUGUAUGCUGCUAUCAGCUUCUGAAUGAAUGUCCAUUAAAAUACUGUAUGGAAUAUAUAUGUGUGGAUAAUUGACAAAUUCAUCUAAUGUAUAAGAUGUAACUGGUCACAUCAAAAACAAUACAAUAUUAAAAAAAACAUAAAACUU